AUGGCCACCCUCUCAUCCCACUCCUCUCCCAAGAGCUCUCGCCCUCCAACUCCCGAGUUCAAACCUUCUUCAGCAGCCGACGAAGGUCCCUCAAGUGCCAUUCCCAGAUCUCGCAGUGUCCAGUUCUCCACCUCGACUGCCCCAAUGUCUCGCUCCAUCUCUCCAAGAAGUAAUGCCCACCAGCAGCAGCAGCAAGCGGAAAGCUCAGCCGACGAGAUCACCCCCAUCGUUAACCGGGAGAGAGGCGGGGCAAAGAACAAGAACUACGAUUCUACGUCUACUGGGCAGCUUGCGGAAUCGGGUGAACCGGGCACAUCUCGACAUAGUAGUAGCUCAAGCGCGAGGAGGAGGACAGGAGGGCAGUCGAGGUCAGGGUCGAAAGGACGAGACUUUAGCGCCGAGGAAGGGAAGGGUGGAGGAAGUUGGUGGAGAGAAUUGGCCGAGAAAUAUGGGAGUGUGGAAUUGGAAAAUAAGGGUAGUGUUGCCAGAGAUCACCUUGCUCUUGAACGUACCUUCUUGGCCUGGCUUCGCACCUCCCUUGCCUUCGCUUCCAUCGGCAUCGCUGUAACCCAACUCUUCCGGCUCAAUACUACCAUCUCGGAGCGGGAAGGCUAUACUCCUACCAAUCCAGACAACACGUACCAUCUGCGCCAGGUAGGCAAGCCAUUGGGAGCUACUUUUCUAGGAAUCGCAAUCUUAGUCUUGCUUGUCGGAGGGAGAAGGUACUUUGAGAGCCAGUAUUGGAUCAUACGGGGCAAAUUUCCCGCCAGCAGAGGCAGCGUCUUCCUUGUAACCUUUGUCGCUCUUGCUUUGAUCGUCACCAGUCUGGUCGUUGUCUGCGUUGUCGAUCCAAGCGUCUUCGAGAAGAGAUAG
This is a messenger RNA of Letharia columbiana, 873 nucleotides long. RefSeq lists its product as uncharacterized. The record is from RefSeq and is a predicted model, not a curated record. The transcript is spliced from 3 exons. NCBI's taxonomy places the organism in Eukaryota, Fungi, Ascomycota, Lecanoromycetes, Lecanorales, Parmeliaceae. Bases 1 to 873 code for a protein of 290 amino acids.